AUGUGUGGAAUCAGUGCGUAUCUGAGCCACGCUAGCUCAAAGGAGCAAAGCAACAACGCCCAAGCCCAGCAUGUCGUGGCGCAGUUGGAGCACAGUCUGGAUCUGGUUGGCCACCGUGGACCAGAUGCUCGCGGGCGUUGGUUUAGCGACGAUCACCAAGUAGGCCUUGGCCAUGUCCGACUGUCCAUCAUCGACCUCAGCCCCAGUGGAAACCAGCCGUUCCACGAUAAAGACAACAGUAUCCAUGCCGUUGUGAAUGGGGAGCUGUAUGACCACGAGUAUUAUCGGGCGCAAUUGGCCAGCGAAUUCGAGUUUGCGGGAACGAGUGACUGCGAAAUCGUCAUUGCCUUGUAUAAACAUUAUGGGCUCUCGUUUCUAUCUCAUUUGAGGGGCGAGUUUGCUUUCGUGCUCUGGGACGCGAGCCGCCAAUUGCUCAUCGCUGCCAGAGACCGUUAUGGAAUCAAAUCACUCUACUAUACUGUCGCUGACGGCAAGUUGUUGGUGGCAACGGAGAUCAAGUCUUUCCUGGCUUUUGGAUUGCAGCCGGAAUGGUGUGUUCGAACAUUGCGGGACCAGAGCUGGAGAGUCGAGUCGCGCACGUUCUUUAAAGGCGUACACCGGGUUCUCCCGGGACACUAUCUGGUCUGUCGGCCGAAUGAGAAGGAAGAACAAAAGUCAUACUGGGAUCUGGAGUAUCCCGAUAAAUUUUCCCAUGACAUGCGAUCGGAAGAGGAAAUCGUGGAAGGAGUGAGGGCGCGUCUGCGGGAGGCUGUGAGAAUCCGACUGAAAGCGGAUGUUCCUGUAGCUGUGUACCUCAGUGGCGGAAUAGAUUCAUCGUCCGUUGCUGGCAUGGUGGCCGAUCUCAUGAAACAGGGGACAAAGCUAGGUAGCGAGCAGAACUCAGUUCCGUCGAACAUGAAAUGCUUCACCGUUCAGUUCGAUGAGGAUAGCGGCGCAGAUGAGUCGGCAAUUGCUCAGCGCACAGCAGACUGGCUGGGUGUCGAUAUCCAGUUUGUUAAGAUGGACGAAGAGGCUCUCGUAUCACGCUUCGAGGACGCUGUUUGGCACAGUGAAAUCCCCCUCCCCGAUCUCAACGGAAUGGGCCGGUUGGCACUGGCAGAAGCGGUACACGCUCAGGGAAUCAAGGUUGUGGUUACUGGAGAGGGCUCCGAUGAGCAUUUUGCGGGCUACGAUGCGUUCCGGGCCGAUGCACUUAGCGAGCCUGAUCAUUCAUGGCCGGCGCUGCAGAUCGCCGAACCCGAGCGCGAGGAAGCCCUGCAGACCGCUAAAGAACAAGUCAGGUACGGGAUUUUCGGCGACUACAGCGUGACGGUCCCAAGUGCGACGCGGCGCAUGCUUAACCAUAGCCACGUCACCAGCUCCAUCGCAAGAGUGGGCAGCCUGCCAUUCGCAGAUUGGACGAGUUCUUAUGGGGAUAAUAUACCAGAGACGAGUCUCAUCGAGGGCGUCAAUGGGCAUGUCCGCGACAAUAUAGCCAAGCGGUGGCACCCCCUGCACACUGCUCAAUACCUAUUCACGAAGUCCUUUUUGCCUCAUUUCAUCCUACGGUAUAACGGCGAUAAUAUUGACAUGGUCAAUCAAGUCGAAAGUCGUUGCCCCUUCCUUGAUCAUCACUUGACAGAAUAUGUUAACAAUGUGCCACCGUGCCUCAAGAUGAAGUACAAUGCGAGGGAAAAAUCCUUCCGUGAGAAGUAUAUUCUUCGAGAAGCUGUGCGGCCUUAUGUCACGGAUGAGGUGUACAAUAUGAGCAAGAAAGCCUAUAUGGGUCCAAGAAAGUUCUGGCCGGGUGGACCGUUGCACCGAAAGAUCACGCACCUGGUUACAAAGGAAAAUGUGGAAAGCCUGGGCUUUGUAGAUUGGACUGCUACGCAAGAAGCCUUGGAAAACGCUUUUACCAAGCAGGAACCUUUGGCGUUGCGCCGCGCGCUUACCGUGGCCCAGUUUAUUAUUCUAGGGCAGCGCUUCGGAAUCAAGCCAGCUGGGAGCCUGCCGAAUUGA
This is a messenger RNA of Aspergillus bombycis, 2019 nucleotides long. Its product is annotated as asparagine synthetase B family protein. The coding region runs from base 1 to 2019 and encodes 672 amino acids. Gene Ontology annotation, cellular component: cytosol. The record is from RefSeq and is a predicted model, not a curated record. The transcript is spliced from 6 exons. Lineage: Eukaryota; Fungi; Ascomycota; Eurotiomycetes; Eurotiales; Aspergillaceae. Gene Ontology annotation, molecular function: asparagine synthase (glutamine-hydrolyzing) activity.